ACAGUUUCCGGGUUUCCCUUCCUGGGCUGGGACAGCAGCGAGAGGCGAAAAGCUUCUGUUUAUUAACAUUAUCGCAAAGUUACGCACAGAAUCAUCCAGCGUCCAUAAUCAGUGGCCAUGUCUCAGUGUGGAGAGAAAGGGAAGUUCCCAGAGGCAGCAGGUUACGUAGGCUUUGCUAACCUCCCAAACCAAGUCCACCGAAAGUCAGUGAAGAAGGGCUUUGAGUUUACCCUCAUGGUUGUGGGGGAGUCUGGGUUGGGCAAAUCUACACUGAUAAACAGCCUGUUUCUCACCGACCUCUAUCCCGAACGCUACAUCCCUGGUGCCGCAGAGAAGAUUGAGAGGACUGUGCAGAUCGAGGCAUCGACCGUGGAGAUCGAGGAGAGAGGAGUGAAGCUUCGCCUGACUGUGGUUGACACCCCUGGAUACGGAGAUGCCAUCAACAGCCAGGACUGCUUUAAGACCAUCAUCCAAUACAUUGACAAUCAGUUUGAGCGAUACCUCCAUGAUGAGAGCGGGCUGAACCGAAGACACAUCGUGGACAACAGGGUGCACUGCUGCUUCUACUUUAUAUCUCCGUUUGGACACGGUCUUAAGCCUCUGGAUGUGGAGUUUAUGAAGGCCAUCCACAGCAAAGUCAACAUCGUGCCUGUGAUUGCCAAAGCUGACACACUGACCCUGAGAGAGAGGGAUCGCCUCAAGAGGAGGAUCCUGGAUGAGAUCGCCGAGCACGGGAUCAAAAUUUACCAGCUGCCUGACGCUGACUCUGAUGAGGACGAGGAGUUCAAGGAGCAGACCAGAGUCCUCAAGGCAAGUAUCCCCUUUGCUGUGAUUGGAUCCAACCAGCUGAUCGAGGUGAAGGGGAAGAAGAUCCGUGGUCGUCUUUACCCCUGGGGAGUGGUGGAGGUGGAGAACCCUGAACACAAUGACUUCCUCAAACUGCGCACCAUGCUUGUGACCCACAUGCAAGACCUUCAGGAAGUAACUCAGGACCUGCAUUACGAGAACUUCCGCUCAGAGAGGCUGAAGAGAGCCGGCAGAGCUGUGGAGGAGGAUGUGGUGGACAAGGACCAGAUCCUGCUACAGAAGGAGGCUGAGCUGAGACGCAUGCAAGAGAUGAUUGCGCAGAUGCAGGCACAGAUGAAAAUGAAAGCAGACGAGUGACGAGGCAGCGUGGAGCUCUUCUGACUGCCCCGCCUCCCUCAUCCUUCUCUGGAUCCCUCCCUCCCUCCCUCCCUCCCUCCCUGCCACCUCCCCUCCCCUUCAGUCCCAUCCAUGUCUCCAGGUACCCAGGAACAGUCUGGCCUGCACCAUCACCUACAUACCUCUGCACAUCACCGCAUCCCUCACCUUCCAAACAUCCAUCCAUCAGCCCAUCAGGAGCACCGUGUCGAUGUUUUGUCCUCGGUAUCAGACUUUGCCGAAAGUCAAAGUGUCAACUCUCACUGUUUGUCCUACUUUGUGUCCUAGUUUGCUGUGUGGGAUUGGACAGGAUUAGAAUUAGGGUGAUCAUGAAAAUGUUUGGGUACUGCAUGAUUGCCACUCAGUGCUCUUCGGUCUUAAAGGGGGAAAUUAUGCUCCACAAAGCUGCCAGUGAUAACUAAGGUACUAAUGGUCCGAGAUUUUGCUGUCACCACUAACAUGUUUACAAAAAAUGUUUGUUGGUAUUGUUUUGUUUGAGUCCUGGCUUUUAGUUUGUGACGUGUCCUUCAGGUGACACAGUUUUCAAUUUAUUUACAGCACUAAAUCUAACAGGUAAUGACAGUAAAUCAUGUUUUUUAAUGAAUGCUAUAAUGUGUAACUGGUUGCUUCUGUUAUUUUGUCUUUUGGCUUAUGAAAUAAUUCCAUCACCAAAUGCCUUUUCCUCUUCCGACCUUUGUUGCCUUCCUAUCAGUUUGACCAGACAAGGGUUAUGUGAGCUCAGUACUCUUUGUUCGAUGUCUUAUAAUGCUAUGAGUAUACAGUAAAAAAAAAAAAAAUCACCAAUGAGAGGUAUGUGAGGGCUGCUGUCUUUGGCUCUGUCAUUAACAAGGGAAUCUUUGUCCUUCUCAAGAGGAACGAGGAAUGCUCGUUGCUGAUAAACAAAAUAUUUGUCCUUGUUUGUCUUCAACCCUGAAACUCCAAGUUGCUUUGGUUGGGAAGAUGUUAUCAGUGGGUCAAAACCCUAUAAAAAGUUUAGAGAUGCAAAAAAAAAAAAAAAAAGGGUGUUCAUAUUGUGAGCGAGUUACGUUUAUUCUGAGAGUAAAAUAGCAGCUGUUAACAAUCGAAAACUGCCGCUGUCUUGCGUUGAAAUACUGUAAGUGCCAUGUGGUUGUUGUAUUUAUGCUACAUUAUCUUGCUGCCAGUGCCUUUCCACUUCUACAGACUGAAUAUCAAACAAAUCAUGUCAAAUCACAACAUGUCCUGUUUUCUACACUACAUGAUCAGUUUUGGGGGAUUUUGCCAGUUGGGCACUGAACUCUGUGACUGAUUUUCUUAAAUCAUAGAUGUUUUUCUGUUAGUUUUCACCUGCCACUUUUAAAAAAGACUAUUCCUUUUAUUAUUGUGACUAUCAAAAUAUGCAAUAUGCAUAUGUUGGGUGUGUUGUACCAGUGAACCGCUCCAACCAGCUGACUUGACUAAACAUCCUGACGUCUCCGUGCCAUCGUGGACGUGACAUUGGCAUUAUUUUGUUCCUCUGUAUGUCCUUUGCUCUUGUACGCAGCUUUGUCUGUUGAAUUCUUUCAGACAGACAGUAUUAACCAUACGUCAAAGUCAGGCAGUAGAGAUUUGUUUUUAUGUGUCUCCAUGUUUUGUUUUGGUUUGGUUUUUUUGUAUUUCUUUCUGAAAUAAAGUUUCUUUAGCGACA
Molecule: messenger RNA, 2848 nt
Organism: Myripristis murdjan (pinecone soldierfish)
Lineage: Eukaryota; Metazoa; Chordata; Actinopteri; Holocentriformes; Holocentridae
Product: septin-2
Exons: 12
Coding region: 118-1164 (348 amino acids)
Biological process (GO): cell division
Molecular function (GO): GTP binding
Source: RefSeq, a predicted model, not a curated record